GGUUUGGGCCGUUUGGAGAGCACGCUGUGAACGCCAGCUGGAUUGCAGUCCAGGAGUUGGAGAAGCUCGGGCUGCGGGAUGACGUGGAUCUGCACGUCUAUGAAGUCCCAGUUGAAUACCAGACAGUGCAAAGGCUCAUUCCUGCCUUGUGGAAAAAGCACAGUCCGCAAGUGAGCUUAGACAACUGCCGUUUCUGCCCAGGCUCUCAGUGUUGCGUAGAAGGUGGCCCAGAGUGCAUCGAUUCCAUCAUCGACAUGGACACCGUCUGCAAGAGAGUCUCGGCGCUGGGGCUGGAUGUCACGGUCACCAUCUAUGCCGGCCGGUACCUCUGUGACUUCACCUACUACACUUCCUUGUACCAGAGCCGCGGGAGGUCGGCUUUUGUUCAUGUGCCUCCGCUGGGGAAGCCGUACACCGCCGAACAGCUGGGUCGGGCACUACAGGCUAUAAUAGAAGAAAUGCUCGAUGUUUUGGAGCAUUCUGAAGACAAAAUCAAUUGUCAGCAUGAACACUGA
This is a messenger RNA of Leptosomus discolor (cuckoo roller), 515 nucleotides long. NCBI's taxonomy places the organism in Eukaryota, Metazoa, Chordata, Aves, Leptosomiformes, Leptosomidae. The record is from RefSeq and is a predicted model, not a curated record.